Messenger RNA from Cariama cristata (Red-legged seriema), 1106 nucleotides. RefSeq names its product MAD2 mitotic arrest deficient-like 2 (yeast) (gene MAD2L2). The record is from RefSeq and is a predicted model, not a curated record. Lineage: Eukaryota; Metazoa; Chordata; Aves; Cariamiformes; Cariamidae. The coding region runs from base 8 to 643 and encodes 211 amino acids. Gene Ontology annotation, cellular component: zeta DNA polymerase complex. The transcript has 8 exons.
GGGAAGGAUGACCACUCUCACACGGCAGGACCUUAACUUUGGGCAAGUUGUUGCAGAUGUUCUUUCAGAAUUUCUGGAAGUGGCUGUUCACCUUAUCUUAUAUGUCAGAGAAGUUUACCCUAUUGGGAUCUUUCAGAAGAGGAAAAAAUACAAUGUACCUGUCCAGAUGUCCUGCCACCCGGAGCUGAAUCAGUACAUCCAGGACACGCUGCACUGCGUAAAGCCGCUGCUCGAGAAGAACGAUGUGGAGAAAGUUGUAGUUGUAAUCCUGGAUAAAGAGCACCACCCUGUGGAGAGAUUUGUCUUUGAGAUCACCCAGCCACCUCUUCUUUCCAUUAGUUCGGAGUCCCUGCUGUCCCACGUGGAGCAGUUACUGCGUGCCUUCAUCCUGAAGAUCAGUGUGUGCGAUGCGGUGCUUGACAACAAUCCCCCAGGUUGCACCUUCACAGUUCUGGUUCACACACGGGAGGCUGCCACACGAAAUAUGGAAAAGAUCCAGGUGAUAAAGGAUUUCCCAUGGAUCCUCGCUGAUGAGCAAGACGUGCACAUGCAUGACCCCCGGCUUAUUCCUCUGAAAACUAUGACAUCUGAUAUCUUAAAGAUGCAGCUGUAUGUAGAAGAACGAGCCCACAAAGGCACCUGAUUUCAAAUCUUCCUUGCCUUCAAGCCUCAUCUGAUCUUCCAGUGGAAUAAGAUCUCACAAACCAUACCUUGAUAACUGUCUCUUCAGCUGGCCUUCUGGGUGAAUGUAGAGCAGCUGCUGCCUCUUUAUUUCAAGUGCUCUUACCACUGUAUAUAGAACUGACUUGGAAUGUGGAGCCAGAGCCUGUGUUCCCGUAUACGCUCAUGUGUGAGAGUGAGUACAGGUUUUGUUACAGUGAAUCCCUGGGGGCAGGGUACAGGCAACUGCGGUACGCAGUCAGUGCUUUGUACAAAUCCAGUUCUCACCUUAAUAGGGCAUCUCCAUUGCACAUCGGCAGUGACAUACAGCGAUCUGUUACAUGCUCCACUAGAGCAAUGGACUCAUACUAAGGGUGAGUGAGGCCUUAUGUAGUGUCUGUCCACUGUGACUGUCCUAAGUAGUCUUCAAUAAAUAUCAAAUUUUA